Molecule: messenger RNA, 1290 nt
Organism: Penicillium canariense
Lineage: Eukaryota; Fungi; Ascomycota; Eurotiomycetes; Eurotiales; Aspergillaceae
Product: putative MFS monocarboxylate transporter
Exons: 2
Coding region: 1-1290 (429 amino acids)
Biological process (GO): transmembrane transport
Cellular component (GO): fungal-type vacuole membrane
Molecular function (GO): transmembrane transporter activity
Source: RefSeq, a predicted model, not a curated record
AUGAGUCGAUCUACACGACCUUCCACUUAUGAAUUCACCGACUUUGACGCCCCCGAGAGCCCCGAUGUGGGAGUGAGUCUGGCGUUUCCCGAGGGCGGCCGCGAAGCCUGGACAUGUCUCUUGGGCUCGGCUUUGCUGAUGUUCCCCUCCUUUGGAUUCCAAACAGCUAUUGGAUCGGUUCAGGACUAUAUCAGUACACAUCAGCUCGCUGCGUACAGCGUUCGAGAUGUGGGUUGGAUCACCGCGGUGCUGUGCUUCUUGACCCUUUUCCUAGGCGUGCAAGUAGGGCCUGUAUUCGACCGCUAUGGACCUCGCAUGCUGUUACUCUGUGGUUCGCUUGCCAGCGUGAUAUCGUAUCUCCUCCUAGCAGAAAGUACCGAGUACUGGCACUUCAUGCUAUGCCUAAGUGUCCUGGGCGGUAUCUCCUCGGCAGUCAUCACGACGGUUGGUAUCGCUGCUCUAAGCCACUGGUUCUACCGGCGUCGCGCUCUUGCCUCUGGUAUCUGCAUGGGAGGCUCCUCAGCAGGCAGUGCAAUAAUCCCUCUCCUGCUGCGAACGCUGCUUCAAAGGUACAGCUGGACCUGGGCCAUUCGCAUCAUCGCUUUCAUAGCACUGGGUUGCUACUCUGUAGGAAUAUUGCUGGUUAAGGGCCAGUUGCCAGCAGGGAAUCCGCGCAAGGCGAUGAUUGAUUUCCGGGCAUUUCGGGAGCCACGGCUGUGUUUCCUGGCGGUGGCGGUUUUUGCCUUUGAAUUCAUUAUUUUUGGCUGUGCAGCCCUCUUGCCCACUUACGUUCGCUAUACAGGCCUGGAUCUUAACGUGCAGUUCUAUUCGCUCACUGUGCUGAAUAGUAUGAGCUUGAUAGGGAGGGUCUUACCUGGCUUCGCGGCGGAUCAAGUGGGACGUUUCAAUAUCCUGCUCUUCCUGGCCUUUAUCACUCUUCUGGUCAUGGUGGCUGUAUGGAUUCCCUUCGGAUCUCAUGACGAAGCUACUCUAUACGCGGUCGUGGCCAUCUUUGGCUUUGGAUCUGGCGGUUGGGUGUCUCUUGCGCCUGUGUGUGCGGGCCAAUUGUGUCGCACGGAGGAGUAUGGCCGAUUCUAUGGCACUAUUUACUGUGUUGCUGCGUUCGGUGUUUUAUUGACGGUGCCUGUUGGCGGCGAGCUGUUGCAGUCAACGACUCCACACACGCUCGUUGGAUUUUACGCGGCGGUCCUGUUAAUAGGCCUGAUCAGUGUCACGCUGUCGCGGUGGGCACUGUUAGAUUGGAAGUGGCAAUGGAAGGUAAAGGUUUAG